Messenger RNA from Pristis pectinata (smalltooth sawfish), 4509 nucleotides. It is a transcript of the gene tmem185a, whose product is annotated as transmembrane protein 185. The record is from RefSeq and is a predicted model, not a curated record. NCBI's taxonomy places the organism in Eukaryota, Metazoa, Chordata, Chondrichthyes, Rhinopristiformes, Pristidae. Bases 135 to 1187 code for a protein of 350 amino acids. The transcript has 7 exons.
GAGGGGACGGUUUGAUUGGCACCUCCGGAGCACGAGGGCGGGGCCGUCGGUAACCCCGCCCCCAGAAGCCGCUGACGGGGAAGGAGAGGAGGAAGAGCCGGUUGUCGGUUGUUUGCUUUGGGUUUUGCGCAGCCAUGAAUCUUCGUGGACUCUUCCAGGACUUUAACCCGAGCAAAUUUCUGAUCUAUGCCUGCCUACUACUGUUCUCCAUUUUGCUCUCGCUGCGCCUGGACGGGAUCAUCCUAUGGAGCUAUUGGGCAGUCUUUACUCCCGUCUGGCUAUGGAAGCUAAUGGUGAUCAUAGGCGCCUCGGUGGGAACCGGGGUUUGGGCACGCAAUCCACAAUACAGGGCUGAAGGAGAAACCUGUGUGGAAUUUAAAGCAAUGCUGAUAGCAGUUGGAAUCCAUCUGUUGCUGUUAAUGUUUGAAGUUCUGGUGUGUGACAGGAUUGAACGAGGAACCCAUUUCUGGCUGCUUGUCUUCAUGCCGCUGUUCUUUGUGUCUCCGGUGUCAGUGGCUGCCUGUGUGUGGGGUUUUCGACAUGAUCGAUCUUUGGAGUUGGAAAUCCUGUGCUCUGUGAACAUUCUUCAAUUCAUAUUCAUUGCGCUGAGAUUGGAUGAAAUCAUAAAGUGGCCUUGGCUGGUGGUCUGUGUCCCUUUGUGGAUCCUGAUGUCAUUUCUCUGCCUGGUGGUGCUCUACUACAUUGUGUGGUCCGUACUUUUCUUGCGAUCUAUGGACGUGAUAGCCGAACAAAGGCGGACCCACGUUACAAUGGCCAUCAGCUGGAUGACCAUUGUUGUUCCACUUUUGACCUUUGAGAUUCUUUUAGUUCACAAGCUGGAUGGUCAUAAUAACUUCUCAUAUAUUCCAAUUUUCAUCCCUCUUUGGCUUUCUCUCAUGACAUUAAUGGCAACAACCUUUGGACAGAAAGGGGGUAAUCACUGGUGGUUUGGAAUUCGCAAAGAUUUCUGUCAAUUUCUUCUAGAGAUCUUCCCCUUCUUGAGGGAAUAUGGAAACAUUUCGUACGAACUUCACCACGAUGACAGUGAAGAGUCUGAAGAAAUACCUAUACCAGAACCUGCUAAGAUACCCCCCAUGUUUUAUAAAAAGACUGGAGCUGUGAUUACCCAGAGUCCUGGGAAGUAUUUUGUCCCCCCUCAAAAGCUGAACAUCGACAUGCCUGAUUAAGAUUUAGAGGGGAGGAUAUUGGACUUGAAUGAAAUAGUGCUAUCUGGAUAUGGUACUUUUAUGUUAUACAUGCGUAGCUGUUGUAUAAACGGGACUCUCUCUGGCAUACAACACUGUGCUGCCAAAAAUGUAAAAAAUACAGUCCAUGAAGUCAGUUUCUAUUUGCUAUAGGCCUUUUCAUAAUUUAAAACUGAAUAGAACACCUGUGCUACAGUGUCACUAGCAGCAGUAAAGGCAGAUGCUGCUAUUGUAUUCCCACCGUGGCAGUGUGUUGCUGUUGAAACAGUGUGCUGAAUCCGCAUCUUAAUAUAGUUUAACCUGAUAAUUCAACGCUUUCUUGCGCUUAAAACAAAAAGUUGAGUGGUUGCAUACUUUAAAUUACACUGCAAAUUCUUUAUUUAGUGCUAGAGGAGAUUUUAAUGGGCUGAUAAUUAGAAUUGAGAUACUUUGAAUUAACAGGAUUAGGCUGUAUUUAAUGAUUGCAGGAAAGUGGAUAAAACCCAGUAAACAGAAACAUGUUGGGCUUUCAAAUUAUGUCAAUACUUGAUUGCUGUAAUUGACUGCAACAGGAUCGAAUGACUGGAACUAUUCAUCCACCUUUCCAUUAAGGCACAAAAUGUUUAUGAUAAAUAGAUUGUUGAAGGCAACCCUCUACUUCCAUAGAGGGUUGGAUCUGGUGAAUCCAUAUAGCCACUUUACACUGCACAGAAUGCUUUAAUAGAAGUUCUGUCCACAAAGGUAAGACUUUAGCGUAGUGAUUCAAUGUGAAUGCAGAUGCAUAUUUUCUUUUAUUUUUAAUAUUGGUUCAGCGUGAUCCUCUCCAUUUUGCUGUGUUCCCAAAAACAUAUUUGGGUCUAUUCACAGCUUGACAACUCUUAAAACAUUGCUUAAAUGCUUCUUCUCUCUUUGAAAGAAAACAGUUCCGACAUUGUGGAUCUGGACCCAUUUUGUUAAAGUGAUAUUGCUUGGAUUUCUACAUGUUUGCAACUACUUGUAUGUGAUAGCCUCCUUGAAUAGAAAAUUAACAAAACUCUGCUUGGAAAGCAGUGAGACGGGUUCUUACUUAUCCUUGGAGAAGUAUGUAGUUGUUCUUUGUGCCCGAUGCAUUGCAUUUUGCUUGGUCUUAUUCCUAACAAAGACAUGGAGUGCAAUAAUAACGUGUGUAUAAAAGUGUUUUUUAAUGCAUGAACUGAAAUUUGAACAACCUUUUUGUUGUGUGACUUAUUAAAAUGCAGUUUGUAUCCAGUGAAAAGCUGGUUAUGCUUUUUGAGUAGGCUGAAUAUCUGUUAAAUUAACACCUGCCCUUGUUAAAAUAAUGUUUGUCCCUAGUUAGAUGCUGGAUGCAAUGCAAAACACUGCUGUAAUAUAUCAAUACCUACAAUGCUCUCCUAGUUCUGGGUACCUAUUCUUUGAAUGGGAAUCAUGUUAUCUGCUUAAAUUUGCAAACAGAAUGUAAUUGGGUAAUGGCUGUUAUGAAACAUUGUCACUGAAGAUGGGGUUUGAGAUAUUUGCAUAAGCUCUUGCUUAGAAUAUGUCAGAAUGUGUUUGUAGUUUAUUGAGCUACCUAAUUAUGCAGUAUUAUUGAUGCUACAGAGGGAGGAAGUGUUGAAUCCCUUUACCAAUGCAUCAAAUGACUAGUUUAAAAUUUGUACUUCUAAUCUUGAUCAUAUAAAAUUUUGUUUGCUACGUUUGCUUUUAUUUCACACCAUACAACCAAGAUUCAUGAAAUUGCACAAUUUCCUUGUGUACUGGGUAAUUAAUUGAAUUACUGAUAUUACUUAAGGUUGUGGUAAUUAAUUAAAACUUAAGUGACUUGGCCUAAAAUGGAUGUUAGCAUAACAAAAUACUUGCCUUAAAACUUUUGUGAUUCUCCUUUAAAAUUGUAAAUUAUGUAUAAGUUCAGAUAAUUUCCUUCAAAGUGACAAGCUUGAGAGCUUUAGUUUCGCAGUUGCAAUCUUUAAAGCUCGAUCAUCCAAUAUGUUCAGUUUUUUGUAUAGAUGUAUGGUGGAUUUAAGGAAAACUAAUUUGUAUCAAGAGUAUCUGGCUGAAUUCUGAGGUGUUUUUAACAGUAAUCGGCUGACUGAUUUUUCCUCCUGUAUAACACAAACCAUGAGAUCAAUGAUUGAAUUUAUGAAAUUAUUUGGCAUUUAGUGAUCAGAUGAAAUGUAAUAUCAUGGACUGCAUUACUGUCAUGUAAUAUGGUGAAAUGUCUGCUGGUUUCAAAGAUUAUUCUUGAGCAUAUUUGGUGAUCUUGUUGGUAUGUUUCCCACAACUGUGGUUCAUUGCUAAAAGCUGUUUCAGUAUAUGGACUCUGGAGUUCCUUCCUUCAUGUUUUCUCUGCUGGUGCAUUGAUUCAUGGGUGUGUGCUGCCACUGUUGAUAUCACAGCAUAGAAACACUGAAGGGGCCACAUUUAGCUUCCAUCACCUGUGUUGUAACCAGAUGGAUCAGAUUGUAAAAUUGUAGAAUGGUCCAGUCAUCAGCAAGUUGAUUUCAAGUGAACAAAACAUUCACGGGGUUCUGACUUGAAUGUGUUAUGGUAGACAUGCUCCACUAGACCACUGCCCAGGUGCUGAAGUUGAAAGUUUUCUCUCUGUAUUUUGAGCAGUGAUUGUCAACCACUCUUCCAAAAAUGUUUGAGUUGUUAUAUUGCCAUUUCUACAUAGGUGCAACAAAGGUCGUGGGCUGGAAUGGCAUUGUUGACGUUAACUUUUCUCUCAUUUUGGUCUUUGACCUAAACUCUCUAAUUUUGCAGGCAGUGUUUCAGAUUGGAAAGUUGCUGCUAUUAUAUGGUGAGAAUUCAUCGCUCCUGCAAAUCUAAAAUGUCACAUUAAAUUAUUGCAUUGAACCAUUUGACAAGCCACCUAUAUUCAGAUUAAUUGUUUUGGAGAACCAUAAAAAUUAAGUGUGCAGAGAUCCUAUAUAAUUGAUUUACUUAAUAACUUGUGAUAGCGUGUUAAUUUUAUGAAUGUUCUGUAUAUAAUUUUUACCAAACCUUAAACUGCUGGAGGAAUAGGAAAGAGGGGUAUUAUGCUACACAGAGUGGCUAUAUAAACGGGUAUGAGGUGAUAAGUAUUUCAAACCCAAAGAUUUCUAAGCUCUUGGCAGUGCAGAUGUGUGUUGAUCGAAGACAGCAAAGUGGGAACUCUCAGCUGGUCUGAGGGGAAGAAGUGCAAUCGUUUUGUUAUUGUAGAAAACACUUGUUGGACCAAACAGAGAUUGAUGUUGUUCUUUGUGAAAUGUUUCUGUAAUAUCUGAAAUGUGUAUUAAUGUGUAAUGAGUACAUGCUGCUUUUUAUUCAGUAAAUUUAAUAAACAAAUGUU